AGUAUUCUUCCAUUAGACCAGUACCAAUUUAUAACGGUGAUUUGAGUGCUGAAUUUAGUAACCAUUUGCAAUUUACGACCGUGUAGACACACUGUUAUUUAUACCUUAAGAAAAUUUAGGCAUUUGAGUAAAUUGAACGAGUCACGCGUUGGCUGGUGCUGUUCGAAACCUAUCGAUGUGUCAUGUCAGCAAUCGCGUAGCAAGUAAAAUCCCAGCACAGGAAUAAGCUGUAACCAGCUAGACAUUCUCUAUCAAGGUUCGAACUAAAUAUUGGUGCAAAACGAAAAAGUAGGCAGCUGCCAGCUGCUCAAAAGUGAAUUCCUGCGGAACCGUACGGCUGACGAGAAACGGCCCCUUCCGGAAGUGAUAGCAUUGGCUCGUGAUUUUCCAACUCACCUUGUCAAGAUUUUGUGUUGUUCUCAUUUGAUUGCCCCCUCCUGUUGCAUUCAUUGAGCAAGCGGUUGAAAAAAGUGAUUAGACAGAAAGAUCCGGGUUGUACAUAUUUCGUUCGCAAGAGUUUAGUGCAACCAUUUUAUUUGGGGAGACAAUCGUAAUACAAAAUACAAUAGCCAAUAAUUGUCAGCGCUGAACAAGAUGACUUAAUUCUCGUUUGAAUGAAGACAACCUAAAGAGUUAGCUUUUAAUUUUUCUCCUAAGACUUGGAUAAACUAAGAUUAUCCCGAUGAGGAAAAUGGACAAUAGGUUGAACCUGGACUCGGAGGUCCGUGAGCUGAAGCUGGGGUCCACAUUUACCAAUCCGUCCCCGCGAACCGUGUACCAUACUUUAAAGUACGAUUUCAAACCAGCCAGUGUGGACGUGAGCAAACCGGCCACCUUGGAAGUCGGUUCUAACAAACAGGUGACAGUUACCGUACCACAUCUCGAUGCCGGGGUGCCAAGCGUGUACAAAGGGAACCAACGAGAUUACAGCAGGAAGGAAUGUGUGCUCAUUAUCGACCGGGUAACGGGAGAAAUCACGCUCGAAAAACUGAACAGCAAUGUACAAGUCAAAAAGACAAGAACUGAAAAUAAAGUCGUUCAGCCACCGCCGCCACCUCCUCAGAUCAAGGUGGAGAACUCGACAGCGCGGCAAAGUUCGAAAACCAAGAUCACAACCGGUUCUCGCAAGAACAAUCCUAUCAGCUUCGUGCCAAAACAUUCGCCAUUGCAAAACUCGCCCUCAUACAACCAUCCCAACAAGAGUCCACUAUCGGCACCGGCCUGGAACGCCAACAAUACUCAACAGACCCUGCCGAGUAUCCCGAUUAUCGGCUUGGAUGAUGGGAACGACUUCAUGGCUGUGCCUUCGUCUUCGCUUCCGCCGGCACAGGCGCAGAUGCAACGGCAGGAACAGCAACAGCAAAUGCACUAUACUCACAACACUAGCGGCGGCAGCAGCAGCAGCGGCAGUGGAUCGAUGAGUAACAGCAACGCUAACCACCAUAGCAGUAAUAGCAACAACAGUAGCAGCAGUCACAAUCAUCAUCAGAACAACACCAAAAGCCACGGAGGUGGUGGAAUGCACAGCAACUCGAGCAUGGCCCCAAACCUUGGAAACAAUAGCAAUCACCACAAUCCGUACAACAAUCACCACGGCGAGUCGAAUGUGGAGGUUAACUUACCGUCCAGGGCGCACGCUUCUCCGCCACGGAACACGGGUUUCCCCACUGGUGUACUAAGCUCUUCAAGUUCGGAUUCAAGUGGUUCCAGCGACAGUGACAGUGGCUCCGAAUCCGACAGUACCACUGAGGAUAACAAUGAUUCUCCGGUAAAAGAACUAUUUUUCGAUCUAGGUCCAAGCAGGUCCGAGGUGGUCAACAACACUCGUACGCUUCCUACGGAUCUGCUGACGGAGGACCUCUGCCUCUCGGAGUCCAAUUCCGACUCGGACUGAGCGGGAGGAGCUCGUUUUCGGCACGAAGACAACAACACUGGUACGUUAUAUAGGUAAACCUGAAACUAUUUUUGUAGGAAUACCUUAUUUAUAUAUUGAGAUGAAAUUAUACCAAUAUAUCGCAAAGAAUAUGGGAAUGUCGCGCGUGAAGACUUGCGAAGCCGAUUUGUUGAAGUCAAAGGCUGCAGAGAAAAACUGUAGCGUAAAUGGUUUUAUCCUGUUUAGAUUUGUAUAAUACCUAGGGCGCUGCCAAAUAAAGAAAAAUCGCUAUACAUACACAAGAGCAGGUUCACAAAUAGAUGGAGUUUUCAAUUUUCCCUUAGCGAGUUUAUUUCUCACUUAUACGGCAGAGGAAUCGAUGACUUAUUACUUUAUUUUAGCUCUUAUAUUAAAAUUGUUUUUUAUCUCUUCAGAUUCAGUGCGUUAUUUACGGCUAGAUUUUUUUGUGUAUUACUUAUAUUUAACACCUAAUCAUUAGCGUAAAAGUUUUUCUUUCUUCUCAUCUACGGGACAGGGUGGCAGUGUUAAUGGGAACUGUGCUUAAACCUUGUUUGUUUCGAGUUCUCUAAUGUUUUCACACACUACGUGUGGCUCAAGACAGUAACGGAAAGACAGAAUAAUUUGAUUUCCACGCCGUUUGCGCGGUAGAUCUUCCAACUAUUUUCCGCGUGGAACGCACUAUUAGCAAAUGUGUAGAGGAAAUACAAGUUGUCUACGCUAAAUUAAUUACCAUAAUUAUUAAAACUCAUGAUAAACCAGCAAAUAAAAGUAUGUUAG
Molecule: messenger RNA, 2671 nt
Organism: Sabethes cyaneus
Lineage: Eukaryota; Metazoa; Arthropoda; Insecta; Diptera; Culicidae
Gene: Eaf
Product: ell-associated factor Eaf
Exons: 6
Coding region: 683-1894 (403 amino acids)
Biological process (GO): regulation of transcription elongation by RNA polymerase II; positive regulation of DNA-templated transcription
Cellular component (GO): super elongation complex
Molecular function (GO): transcription elongation factor activity
Source: RefSeq, a predicted model, not a curated record